UUCGAAGCAACCAGUAUUGCCAUUGUAGCAUUUCACUGUGUCUACGGUAAUUCACAGUUACUCCAAUCAUCCAUUCUUUACUCCGAAAUACACCCAAGCUGCUCCGAUGUCAAUGAUGACGGAGGAGAAGACUGCUCGAUAUCUAUCACAGAUUGGACGAUGUAGCGACGAGGGCAGAGCAAACUUCGAGAGCCUUGCCGAGAGUAUUACAUCGGCUACCGAGGAGGACGUCGAAAAUGUUGAAAAAGAAGCACGAGUUCAGGCAAGUCGAGCAAAACAAGAAGCAGACGAUGCCAUCAGAAAGAUUUCGAAGGAAAGGGAUCGCCACAUCCGAGAAAUCCACCAAAAAGCCGAACAGAAGGAAAAACUGAUUCGAGAAAGAAAGGGGGCUUUGCUUGCCGAAAUCAGCAGAUUGCGGGAAAGCUUCGAGAACACGAUGAAAGAGAGGCGAGGUCGCAUUGAAACUCAGGUAAAGAUGCGGGCAGGAGCUAUGGCCAACCUUACAGCGGUCGAAGAAACCGAACCGUGCGACACUCUGCAGAACGUCGCCAAGGAUAGCCUUGAUACAGUGCGCCUCGUCACAGCCUCGUGCAGGAAGAUCAAAUUCACCCGACAGCAAAAUGACUCGGAAGAUCUCGUAGGGACACUCAAUGGAGUACAACACUCGUGGGAGUUGGAGCGUAAUAUCCCCAUACCCACAAACAUAUCUUAUCCAGAACUCCUUGCGAAAUCCAGAGGCAACAGCGGUGUAAUAAUGACGAACGAGGUUAGAUCCGGGCUCUUUGAAAUAAAUACCGAUACCGAACAAGCGCGUACGAUCGUUGCGGACGCGCAUUUCGAUAUUUGUGACUGUGCAUGCGCGUAUAAUGACACACUAGUUGUAAGUGACUAUAAUAGUAAGACUAUUCAUAUUUAUGAUAUGGCUGGUGCGUCAGUGAAAUCAAUAGGCAUCCCGUCGGCCCGCGCGAGGGUAGCCGUGACAAAGGAUGGCUUGGUGUUGGUUGGAGAUGAACUCAACGGGAAAAUAUAUUUCCUGAAUCCCAGGAACGGGAAAAUCAUCCGAACCUUACCCAUUGACGGGAAGAAAAUUAAUGGAAUAUACUACAUGAGCCGUGGCUGGAUCGUAAUACAAACCGGCAUUACGGUAAUCAGUGUCUAUGAUGAUUUAGGCGUCCUGAGGGAGACGAUCGAAGACAGCACGUGGAGUGAGUUGCGAUGCGCAGUGAGUCGUGACGUCAUCUAUAUCAUGUAUAAGAAAGAAGACGACCCAACCACAUACGUCGCAAUGCGUUCCCCGAAUACAGGUCGCCUCGAGGUGAUCGUCCGAUGCAAGAUAUCGAGGUUCCUGCUAUCGGAAUUCAUUGUGACGUCAUCUGGAAACAUCGCCAUCAACGGUGACAAUGAGAUAUUGGUAUUUAACCAAGCACCGGGGUACGAAGCUGUUUUGAAGAGGUUAAAGUAG
Molecule: messenger RNA, 1462 nt
Organism: Lytechinus variegatus (green sea urchin)
Lineage: Eukaryota; Metazoa; Echinodermata; Echinoidea; Temnopleuroida; Toxopneustidae
Exons: 3
Coding region: 107-1462 (451 amino acids)
Source: RefSeq, a predicted model, not a curated record